UGUCAUCCUGUUUACGGGCGGAUCGAAACUUUUUUAUUUAAGCCUAAAACAUCAACCCGCCAGCCGACAUCCACAGUUUCCCGUGCGCGUAAACAACAUUUAAAAAAAAUUGUUUUCAUUCCACAUGUCAAAAUCCUCUUUUUCUCCGGGCAUCAUUAUAAAGUUCCCAGGUACGCGAGCUUUCAUUGCGCUACCCGGAGAUAUACAGCGCCCCCCCCCCCUUUCAUCCCCCCCUCCCUCGUGCAAUCCGCCACCGGUAUCGCUGCUCCAAGUGUUCCAUAUAUUUGCGGAUGAUUUGGAGUCACGGUGUGCACGGCGUGCUUGUUUUUUUUUUUUGCCUCCUCGCAACUUUUUGUGUGAAUUCAGCCUCAUUAGGGAGAAGACGCAGCGGGUUCCGGACAAUGGAUGAAGCCCUUCCGGACGGCCCAUGGAACCACGUGGAUGAGGGCUGAGCUGUAGAGCGGGCAGAAGCCUGCCUGUCGUCGGCCCGGGGCCCGUCGCGCCACCGAGGUCAAGCGCCAAUCGCAGAAAACGGACCGAGACGAGGUCUUUGCUCCCACUCCUCGCUCACCCCCGCCCCCCUUUCCACCCUCCCCCUCCCACCCCCCCCCCCCCCCAAAACCCGGGCUCGUACGCUCUGGACCAUGUCUAGCGGGCUGUCGGCGGGGGGCCGGACAGAGGACCAGGAGCGGGGCGGCCGCAAGCAGGACUCCCCCGUUAUAGAGCGCAGGAACCGCAGCGGCAUCAUCAGUGAGCCCCUGAGCAAGAGCCUUAAGAAGUCACGUACCCUCUCCCAGUACACAGCGGUCUCCUCCGCCACCGGCAAUGGACACAGGGACAACAGGGAGACCAAGAGCCACCCGGCCAAGCCUCAGCCGCCCCCGCUGCCUCAGCCCACCGUCUCCGCACUGACGGCAGCCAAGUUGGACCGGACCCUCGAACAGGUUCUGGAGGGACAGAAUGGCCUGCUGCACUUUGCCCAGGCGGCAGCGUUGUUAAAGCGGGCCGGUAUGGAGCACAUGCUCCUGCCCGGGGGCAUGGGAGUGGGAGUUGGCAGCGGCGACGCGGGCUCGGGGGCGAGCGACUUGGAGGGCACGUCUGUCACGGACGCCGUAGGUGGUCCCGUUGACUUCCCAUAUGGAGUAGGGGGUGGUUUCCCCUUCAACCCGGGGCUUUUCAUCAUGACGCCGGCUGGAGUGUUUCUGGCGGACAGCGCGCUGCACAUGGCCGGCCUGGCCGAGUACCCGGCGCAGAGCGAGCUGGCCUCUGCGAUCAACUCCGGUAAAAAGAAGCGAAAACGUUGCGGCAUGUGCCCACCUUGCCGGCGGCGGAUUAACUGCGAGCAAUGCAGCAGCUGCCGGAAUCGCAAAACGGGCCACCAGAUCUGCAAGUUUCGCAAAUGUGAGGAACUGAAGAAGAAACCCUCUGCUGCUUUGGAGAAGGUGAUGCUUCCUACAGGAGCGGCGUUCCGGUGGUUCCAGUAGGACUCCUCCUCCACUCCCUUCCCAAAGCUCUGCCAUCAAGUGCAAUGCCAACUCCUGGAUUGUCUCCAGAACAGACACUGGCUAAUAAACAAACAGGCAAACAAAUAAAAUUCUAGAAAAAAAAAUAACAAAAAAAAAAACAAAGCAGAAAAAAAAGAAGAAAUCAAUCGGGUAACGGAUGCACCUACUUAUUCCUUGAACCAAAAAUGAAAUGUAAAGAAAAGCAUCUAUGGCAACUUUCAUUCCCUUUUCUAUGUUUCCAUUUUGGUACCUUUUGUCCUUUUUCCAGCAGGUUUUUUUCUGUCGCUUCAACACGGAACUGUUCAUUGACGGACUGAGUGUGGACAAUCAACUACUUUCUGUGUUUGGUGUUAAUGUUGUUCAUGUGUGGAAAGAUACAGUACUUGUGUAGAGAAUGUAAAUUUACAGCUAUAUUUCAAAACUAGUGGCUAAUGGCAAACAUUAUUGUAAUUCUUCACCAUUGUUUUACUUUAAAAAAAAACAUGUCCGUUUUUUGCGAUUCGGUUUUCAGACGGAUCGCUGGUGGUCGCCUUCGAAAGACGAAGAAACCUUUUUUCGAAAAUUGUGACGCUGUUGAUUUUGAACUCAAAGUAAACUGAAGAACUCCCGUUACCAGGCCACUGCUGUAGUCUGUAGUCUCCUCAACCAGCCCGCCUCUGCAUUUCCAAACUUUUCCUUUAGUGAUACUGGCAGCCUUACGUUACCGUGGCCCUUCUGAGCAUGUGCCAAUACUGCUCAGGGCAACAGCACUAAAGAGACAGCACUUGCUCUGAGUCUACCCUACUGAACGCACUGAGACAAGAUUCUUUAUGUUGGUUUUUGUUUAUUUGCUACAUUUUCAUGAUUUUGUUUUUUGUUGCUGGGUAGCUACAACUUUUGGAAAUAACCAAUCUUUGUAUUUGUUUAGAAAAAUUCGACUGGUUUUUGUGAAUAAAAAGGAAUGCAUGUAUUGUGUCAAAAUUUACAA
This is a messenger RNA of Gasterosteus aculeatus aculeatus (three-spined stickleback), 2472 nucleotides long. RefSeq names its product CXXC finger protein 5a (gene cxxc5a). Lineage: Eukaryota; Metazoa; Chordata; Actinopteri; Perciformes; Gasterosteidae. Gene Ontology annotation, molecular function: zinc ion binding; methyl-CpG binding. Gene Ontology annotation, cellular component: nucleus. The record is from RefSeq and is a predicted model, not a curated record.